Molecule: messenger RNA, 3882 nt
Organism: Pieris brassicae (large cabbage white)
Lineage: Eukaryota; Metazoa; Arthropoda; Insecta; Lepidoptera; Pieridae
Gene: mal
Product: molybdenum cofactor sulfurase
Exons: 7
Coding region: 212-2665 (817 amino acids)
Biological process (GO): Mo-molybdopterin cofactor biosynthetic process
Molecular function (GO): pyridoxal phosphate binding; molybdenum cofactor sulfurtransferase activity; molybdenum ion binding
Source: RefSeq, a predicted model, not a curated record
CUUAACAUUUAAGUUUUUAACACUUACAUACAGUCCAAAUGUUAUCACAAAAAAGUACAUACAUUAAAAAUAUUAAGCAAUGAAUAGGAAACGACUAAUUACGAGAAUAAAUAUUUGAUAUAACAGGGUAUCAUGUUUGAUAAUGUAAUAGUUACAAUUAAAAGAGGUAGCUAUAUUCUUGUGUUGUUAACCUUUCUCAGUAUCAAGAAUCAUGAUUUCGCUCAGCAAAGUCUUGAAUUAUGACCAAAUGGUAGAUAUUUCCAAAGAAUUUAGCAGAUUAAGAGAAAGGUGCUAUUUAGAAAAUGCUGGGGCUGCAUUAUACCCAGCUUCACUUCUUCAGAAAAUUAAUGAAGAUUUUACCAAUAAUGUUUAUAUGAAUCCACAUUCUGAUAAAUAUACCAAAGACUGUAUUGAACAAAUAAGGUGUUUAAUACUAAAACACUUUAAUACUGAUCCAUCAAAUUAUAGUGUGAUAUUUACAUCUGGUACAACACAGUCACUUAAACUAGUUAUAGAGUCAUUUCAAUUCUCAAGUGAGGAAGUCGAAUUGAAUCAAGGUUCCUUUGUGUACUUAAGAGAUAACCAUACCUCUGUUAUUGGUUUAAGAGAAAUAGCUAAAGAAAAAAAUGUUAAUGUUAUACACAUUUCUCAAGAGGAGUUUUUAAAAUCUAUUAAGAAUUCUGUAACAUCUUUGAAUGCGUCAAGUGACAGAAAAGGCAAUUCACUUCUUGUAUAUCCAGCUCAAAAUAAUUUUAAUGGUUACAAAUAUCCCUUAGAUUGCAUAGAUAAAAUUAAAAAUGGAUGUCUUAAUAGUUAUCUAAAAAAACAAUUAUGUGGAACAAGCUGCAACUGGUAUAUUCUAAUUGAUGCAGCUUCAUAUGUCUCUACCAAUAAACUAGAUCUAUCAAAGACACAACCUGAUUUUGUAUGUCUAUCAUUCUAUAAGAUUUUUGGAUAUCCAACUGGACUAGGAGCCCUUAUAGUUAAAAAUAAAAGUAUACCUGUUUUAAAUGGGAAGAAAUACUUUGGUGGUGGUACAGUGGACAUUGUUUUAAGUAGUGAAGACUUCCACAUAAAGAGAGAAACAAUAUGUGAAAGGUAUGAAGAUGGAACAGUUUCUUUCUUAUCUAUUCUUGCUUUAAAGCACUGCUUUGACACAUUAUAUUCCUUAAUACCAAAAAUUGUAAAUAACGAUGUUAUGGAGACUAUUUCCCAUCACACAUUUUAUUUAGCUCAAGACUUCUAUAAUCAACUGAAGAUAUUAACACAUGAAAAUGGAAAUAAAGCUGGACAUUUGUAUAUGGAUUCAGAUUUUACAGAUAUUUCUAAGCAAGGAUCCAUUGUUACAUUCAAUUUAAAGAGAAAGAAUGGAUUAUUUGUUGGAUAUGCUGAGUUUCAGCACAUGGCCGAUUUAUUUAACAUCAGUGUGAGAACAGGAUGCUUUUGCAAUUCUGGCACUUGUCAAAGGCAUUUAAAUGUCAGUAAUAAAAGUAUGAAGGCUAUGUAUAAUGCUGGACAUAAAUGUGGAGAUGAUAUUGAUUUACUUAAAGGAAAACCUACUGGAGCUAUAAGAGUCUCAUUUGGAUAUUAUAACACAUUUCGAGAUGUUGAUAAAUUGAUUAAUAUGAUAUGUAAAUGCUUUGUUAAGAUUCAAAUUGAAAAGCCUAUAAGAACUUUGAAUAUCUAUAAAAGCAGUCAAACACCGAUAAUAGAAAAGCAGCUUGAAAAUAUUUGUAAAUUAAAUGAAGAAUGUUAUUCCAUAACUUAUACAGGAGUAGCAGAUAUUACUUUAAUGGAAAUUGCUAUAUUUCCAAUAAAAUCUUGUGGUGCAUUUAAAAUUAAUAGACACUGGAAAAUCGGACCUAAGGGAUUUCAAUUUGAUAGAGAAUGGAUGGUUGUUAAGGAUAAUGGUGUUUGCCUAACACAGAAACAAUGCCCACAAAUGUGUACAGUUUGCCCUGAAAUCAACUUGGAAAGGCAAUCUAUGAUGUUACAUUGUCAAGGAAUGCCUUCAAUAUCAAUACCAUUAGAGCAAAUCUCAACAAAUGAGUACAAAGAAUCAUCACUUUGUCAUAGUAAAGUAUGCACUGAUAUUAUAAAGGGGACUGAUUGCGGCGACGCUGUAGCUGAUUGGAUUUCAAAUGCUCUAGGAAUAGCAUUUCUGAGAUUAAUAAGACAGUCGAGUAACGACACUCGAUCACAAAAGAAAAAGAAUGAUGGGAGUAAUAAACUAUUAUCAUUGAGUAACCAAGCCCAAUUUCUACUCGUAAAUAAAGCUACAGUAAAAUGGUUGAGAAAUAAAAUAGAUGAUCCCUUGUUCACGGACGACAUAGAUUCUUUAACUGAUCGCUUCAGAGGUAACUUGAUAAUAGAUAUGGCACAAGAGCUAGCAGAAAAGGAGUGGCAAAAAGUUAUUAUAGGAGAUCACUUAUUUAACAUUGAUGGCCAGUGUCCACGCUGCCAGAUGGUUUGCAUUGAUCAAAAAACAGGACAGAAGACAGUUGAGCCCCUGAGAACAAUAUCUGAACAAUUUGCUGGAAAACUUCGCUUCGGAAUUUAUUUGAGCUACGCUGGCACAGUUAACGGUUCAAAAUCUUCGAUUUUGAAACGAUACGCACAAGUAGUGCCAAUAUACAAUGAUGUUAGUAAUAAUACUAGUAGGUAGGGUUAAUUAGUUUUUUUUUAUUUUUUAUUCAAAUUUACUAACAGUGAAAUAUUGUCAAGUUUUUAAGCUUAGAUUUUUUGUUACACCCUUUUCUCUCCGCAACUAUUAAUAAAUAUUUUCUCUUCAUGGAAGCUAUGAUAGUUUUGCUUCGCAAAUUUUUCUAGAUUGUGAGUUGAAGUUUACCUUUUUUAUGAUUAAUUAAUCGAAUUUAAUAAAAAAUAAUUAGUGUUAACUAAAUGUAAAAAUUAAGUAUAUAGAAUAUUACAUAACAGGGUUUGUGCUGCCUUCCAUUAUACAUUGUUAAAAUGAAAGAAGUUACUUCUAUUUAGUAUAACAAAACUAUUACAGCUAAAUAAAUUUAAGUAUGUAAGAGUGAUUUUGCAUUAUAAGAAAUGGUUAGAGAUGUACCAUAUUUGUUGUUUAACAUACAGAUGUUCUCAAUUUAUAUUUUGAUAGUAAUGGAUUUAAUAGCUACUAUAUUUUUAUAGUUUAUAUUUGCACUAUGGUUGUUAAUUGUUUUGUCUUGCCAAUAUUACUUUAUAUUCUAUUAAAAUAAACUGUGAUUUAACUAUUUACACUUUAUAUAAAUUUAAUGAAAGAUGUGUAUUAUAGAUGAAUAAAGAAUUCUAUAAAAGCAUAAUCUUUCAGGUGACAUAUAUUUAGCUACUUGUUACUUUUGUUUUGUUGUCUUGAUAUGUACGUAUUUUAAAAUUAAUAACAAAUAUGUAUUUAUAUUUACAAAUAAUAUAUUUCAUCAUUUACAGUUUACUUUAUUUUAAGUGUUUUGUCAACCAUUUCUAGAUUUGAUGAUGUUGUUGAUUUUCUGAAUAUAUCUAUUGAAUGACACAAUUAAUUGGCUGUUGGCCUUUUAUUUCCUUGGGUUCCAACCCUUUUGAGACAUCACUAACAACAUUUACAACUUCUUCAUAAUCUGGUAGAGCCAUAGUUUGAAGUUUUGAAUACACUAAUUUAUCAUUAAUUACUACUUCAAAUGAUCCUGAAAUAAGUACUUUGUAAUAAAAUGUUUUAACAAAAAGCAGUUAAAUUCCAUAGCAUGUUAUUUGAUACAGCUUUGAAGUAAUUGUUUUGUGUGAGAACUCACUGGUCUGUGUCAAUAGUGAUUUACAUGACAAAUUAAUAAACAAAAAUUGUAAAAGUUAAAGUAAUUAGGUACUUAACCUUGUCGACCUCGUUUACAAUAAAUAUUAGCACCUGGA